UCCGCCCUCUCACGACCACGUACGCUCCGGGAGGUGACUUCGUAGUAAUAUAACUCCUGUGUCUCUCGUUCUCUCAUCCUCGAACCCUUCCGAACUCCCCGCUCUCGCUUCCUUCGACUUUCGCUUCUUUCCUAUAUAGAUAUGGUGGGCCGCCUGUUCCUGUGAGGUCUGCGUCUACUCCGACGGUCUCCACUACAAUUCUACUACUCCUCACCAUGGCACAUUGGUCGUUGGCCUGGACGGCCAAUGUCCCGUCGACAUCGCGACUCUUUCAUCUCCUCCUGAUUACCCUCGUUCUUUCGCUUUCCGUCCGUGCCGACGAUGACACCACUCUGAUACCUACCGCCGCAUCGGAUAGCUUCCCUUCGUGCGCUUUGAGCUGCUCCAUCCUCCAACAAGCGCAGACGGGCUGUGUACCUCCGACGGCCCAAAAAACCGACCGCUCGACCUAUGUCUCUUGCUUUUGCCAAUCGUCAUUGAUCACCCAGCUGCAUAACUCCGCGGACGGGACAUGCUCCGACACCUGCACCAACGCAGACGACCGCAAGAAAUUACAGACAUGGUAUAGCGACUUUUGCGCGUCUGGAGGCCAAAACAAGGGUACUGCUGCAUCAGAAAGCACUGCCGCGGCGUCAACGUCAACGUCAACGUCCACGUCUACCACCAAAUCACAAAAUUCCUAUCCCGCCCCUAAAUCCUGGUGGUCGACACAUUACCAAUGGGUUAUCAUGGUAAUUGUCCUGGCCGUUGGAUUCACGGCAAUCGCGGUCGUGGGCGUGUGGCUUAAGCGCCGCCACGACGCGAAAUACCCCAACCUCUACCACGCGGGCAGUGGCAGCAACAGCGGUAGUAACAGCGGGCUCCUCUAUAGCCGCGGGCAAAACGCCAGUCCUGGUCCAAAACAGCCGGGCCAGUUCAUGCCGGCUCCAAGCCCCAUCAACCAUGAUGAAUAUGCUAACACAGAUUCCGUGGCCAGCAGCUCUCGCACCGAAGUUGCCGUUCCUGGACCUCGUCCAUCACGUCCUCAAAGGACCCCGCCUCCGCGGACGUAG
Molecule: messenger RNA, 1052 nt
Organism: Aspergillus nomiae NRRL 13137
Lineage: Eukaryota; Fungi; Ascomycota; Eurotiomycetes; Eurotiales; Aspergillaceae
Exons: 2
Source: RefSeq, a predicted model, not a curated record